Molecule: messenger RNA, 1980 nt
Organism: Adineta ricciae
Lineage: Eukaryota; Metazoa; Rotifera; Eurotatoria; Adinetida; Adinetidae
Source: the annotation of a GenBank genome assembly
AUGAAUCGAAAACCAAUAACAAAGGCCAAUGUAACUUCGACUAAAGCAAAGCCGAAAGCUUCAACAGUACCCAAAACAUCACCGCCCGUCGAAACAGAAAUAUUUCAAGAAAGUUUUCGACAUUCUUGUACAACACAACACUUUGCUCUGGUUUGGCUCGAUGAAAACUACGACCAAAACAAUUCUAACUGUCGAACAUUAGUCACAGGAUUGCAGACCAUUAUCAAAAAGAUCGACGUUUUCAAUGAUACUAAUGAAUGCAUUAAAUUUAUCAAAGCGAUUCAUAACCAAGAUGUGUAUUUGAUCAUAUCCAAUCCGGACGAGAAAGCACUUACUCGCACCCAUCAAACUGAACAGGUGAGCGUGAUAUUUAUUUUCGAUGAUACGAAUUCGUCGAACGAGUCGUGGCCAGAUAAGUUGAAAAAAGUCCAAGGUAUUUACUUGAGUGUGGAAGCGCUCUGUGCAUCAGUGAAGAAUACUGCCAAGCAGUCCGAUAAUGAAUACAAUGAAAUACGUUUUAUCUCGUCAAAUGAUAUUGAAAAGCGCGAUUUGAAUGAGCUGGAUCAAUCCUUUAUGUACACCCAAUUGAUCAAAGAGAUUCUACUUGAACUAAAAUAUGACGAUGCAUGCGUGCAAGAAUUGGUUACCCAUUGUAAUGAUAAUCGAGACGCUAUAAAAGCCAAGUUACACGGUCUCGGCGAAUUCCAGAAAAAUUAUAAACGAAACGAAAAAGCAGUUUGGUGGUACACGAAGGAAAUCUUCACCUAUCAUUUAGUUAAUUGGGCCUUACGUGAACAAGAAUUCGACACGAUUAUUCGUGUAGGUUUCUUUAUCAACGACCUCCAUCGUCACAUUGCUGAAUUGCAUCAAGCGCAAAUAUCGAACAGAAAAGAUGAAUAUAUCGUUUACCGUGGGCAAGGUAUGUCGAAGGAACGUUUUACCGCAUUAAAGGAAAGUGUUGGCGGGUUGCUAGCCUUCAACAGCUUUUUAUCAACGAGCAAGAAAGAACAGGUAGCUCGGGGCUUUCUCGGAACAGCACUCACCAAUGGCGAUCCCAUCGGACUUCUUUUUAUGAUUACUGUUAGUCCAUUGAUCUCAUCAGCAGUGUAUGCCGAUGUUACUGGUGUUAGUUUUUACGAGAAAAAUGAAGCUGAAGUUUUGUUCUCCUUUGCAACAAUCUUUCGUAUCCAAGACAUAUGUUUGGAGAGUAAUAAUCCGGAAGUCUGGAUUGUAAAACUUCAACUAACCAGUGACGAAGACAGAAAACUCAACAUUGUGAUGGAUCGAAUGCGAAAUGAAAUUGAAGGGUCAACACCUUUAUAUAAACUAGGUGCGUUGAUGAUUAAAGUUGGUCAGUAUAACAAAGCCGAAGAGGUUUAUCUAAAGCUAAUGAAAGACGCGACCAAUAAUACAGAAAUGGGCAAUAUUUAUCAUCAAUUCGGUUUCACUAAAUACAAACAAGGAAAUCCGAGAAAGGCUCUAGAAGCAUAUCAACGAGCUUUGAAUCUCUAUCUAGCAUGUUUUGGUAAUGAUCAUGCGAAUGUGGCUGCCGUUUACAACAAUAUGGGUUUGGCUUACGAUAGCCUGGAAGAUCAAUCCCAAGCAUUGAUUUGUUACCAAGAAGCACAACAUAUUUACGAAAAAAGUUCAUCAGCGAAUAGCUCAGUAUUAGCUACAUGUUAUAACAACAUCGCAUCAAUCUACGAUCAACAACAAGAUUACGAACAAGCUCUAUUGUACUUCAAUAAAUCAUCUGAAAUGUAUAACGGUUAUACUACUUCUGAUCAUCCAGAUUUCGCUACGUUGAAGAAUAACAUCGGUUUGGUUCAUUUAAAGAAAAAUGAAUACAAAAAAGCCAUCGAGUGUUUCCAAGAGGCAGUAAAGAUUGGCAGAAAAGCUCUACCUCCUGAUCAUGCCGAUUUACUAGCGUAUCAAAAGCACCUUGACAAUGCAAAGACGGUAUUGGACAAGUACAAGUGA